Molecule: messenger RNA, 2682 nt
Organism: Leishmania major strain Friedlin
Lineage: Eukaryota; Euglenozoa; Kinetoplastea; Trypanosomatida; Trypanosomatidae
Exons: 1
Coding region: 1-2682 (893 amino acids)
Source: RefSeq, a predicted model, not a curated record
AUGGCCACGAUGGCCGUGAUGGACGCAUCGUUGCCGAAGACGACGACCGCGAUGACGAACACGUGUCAGGGCUUCGCCGCGCCGCUGCCCCAUCCUGCCGCCGUCUCCUCCCCAUCCCCCUGCCAGCAACCUUCUACGCCAAUUGACACUCUCGCCCGUCAACUCCAUCAAGAUCCAUCACCGCAGCCGAAGCAGUACUGGGAACGUCGUCGCCACUCCAGCUCCUCUCUCGCGGUGUCACCUUCGGCUUCGUCCGCCUCCUCCGCGUCGCACGCUUCUCACACGGAUGCGUACGAGGUGGCGGUGGUAGCGGAGACGCGGCGCACGGACGUCGGUGGCUCCCUGCUUCAGCAACCGACUUCGCUGCCGUCAUGCACGGUGAAGUCGUACGGCACCGCCUCGGACAUCAGCGACGACGGCUCACGCAGCUCCUUGAGCGCUGUGGUGGCGGUGCACACAGUGGCCAAUACCUUCGACUUGAUGACGACGCAGACGGUAGGCUACAGAACGCCAAGCACCCGCGCCGAAGUCCAACCGGGUCAGCUCGAGCACCACGCGCAGCACCCGCAGCAAAGGCAAGGGCAAGUCAUGUCCAGCUACGCGGUCGAGUUCUCGGCGUACGAUCCGCACAGCUUCACCCUUUUGGAUGGCAACGCACACAUGGUUGGCGGGGUCGGGCAGAGCGAGCCGGCACCGCUCGCCAGAGACACGUCGCAGGAGCCGCUGGCGCCGGAAGGGGGCGCCAACGUUGGCGCUGGACCGGCUGAGGGCAGACGGCCCGCCAGCCCCGCCGCUGGCGGCAACGUGGGCGGCAACGGUCCUGCGCCAGUCUUUCUGCCGAGAAGCGCGCAGUCGCCAACGGGGCCGCCGCCGACGUUUGUGGAGCUCGUGAUGCGGCGUGUGGGGAGCACAUCACUCCUGCAGUUUCUGUGGGUGGUGCUGCUCGUGGUCAUGCUGCUGGUGGGCAACGCGUUUCAGGUGAUCUUCCUCAACUUCUGGAUCCACCAGUUUCCUACGAAGCUGAAUCCGCAGAUCGCGCCGGCGUCCUCGUCUUCCGCGAGCAGCGGCAGCGGCACCGACAGCAGCAGCGGGAGGCAUGCCGAAGCCCUCGCGAGCAGCUACACCACCUUCGUCAUCUCUGCCGUCCUGUUCCCUGCCUUCUUCGUUGUGCUCCUCAUCACCUACGCACUGUGGCGGCGACCGAACCUGCGCUUCACUCGCGAGUGGGCUGGAUGGCGGCUGCUGUUCGGUAUUGGGGCCAUGGACGCGUUGAACAGUGCCUUGGCCAUCUACGCCGCCGCCAACACGCCGGAAGUGCUGCAGGCGCUGUUCGUCUCCCUCGUCCCCAUCUACUCUGCCAUCUUCACCAAGUGGUUGCUGAAGGACCCGCGCGACUACGCCAACCCGUACGUCGUGGUAAGCUUCGUUCUGAUCGCGACCGGUGUAGCGCUUGCCUCGCUGUUCAACCAAGUCGUGACGCACCAUCACCACACGGAGGACAGAAGCGGAAGUGGUCACGCCGGGGUGAAGGAGCUCCUGGUCGCCGUCUUUUCGGACGGGUCAUCGUCAUCACUAUCUCCCGUGGCGCUGGACCGCCGACUGUGGUGCUUCAUCUUCUUUCUUUCCGUUCCGCCAACGGUGCUGAUGAACGUGUGGCAGACCAUGUACAUGAUUCGGUACACAAGCAACGAUCAGCUGAUGGCCUACCUUGCCGAGCACGCAGAUGAGGCGGAAUGCGGAGAAAGCAGCAAUGAUGUGGCUGCGGGUGCUCCGGGGCAGAGCACCCCGCUGCUGGACAGCGCCAGAGACAGUCACGGCGACGCGCAUCAUUGCCCCUCCCCGGCGGCGGGAGAAGCGGUGGAGCGGGUGCCGCUGCAGCCCUCGGUCGUCUCCGUGUCUAGGUCCUUGCCGCAUGGGUGGGUGCACCAGCAGCACAUCCCGCACAGCGAGCACCUCCUGCACGGCGAGGAUGCGAGCGUCAAGCUCGUCAUGCUGACCUCCGACACAGCUAUUCAAGCUAUCCUUGCCGUUGUGUUGAUGCCGAUGGACGCCCUGCCGUGGUUCGGUGGCAGUCACUCGAUCCGCGAAGUCGUGCAGAACCUCGACGAAGGCAUUGACUGUGUGCUACACUGCCCCCGCAACAUGCGUUACUGCAUCUUGUAUAGCACGGGCUUCGUACUCGUGUACAUCGCCUCGGCCUACCUCAACCGCUACAGUGUGACCCUCUGCUCCAUGGUCAGCCAGCUCUCCGGCCCCAUCACAGCCCUCGUCCUCAUUGCUUUUCCCACCCUGAACAUGACCGACGACGCCUCACCGUGGUACGUGAGCGUCUUCGCGAUCUUCCUGCUGUCCUGCGGCACUGUCCUGUACGUCUACUGGGAUGAAAUGACGGUGGAGGAGAAGGCAGUCGGUGAGAUGCAGCUGAAGUGGGCAAUGAUGCAGGAGCAGUCGCCCCGACACGCGCCGUCGUUGGCAGAGGGCCAGCGGUACCACGAAGUCGACAGCGGUGUCAAUGGCAGCAGUCUCGCCACAUCGCAGUCCGGCGUGUCGCAGCCGCAGCAGCAACAGCAUCGCCAUGCGCGAUCGCGGCGCUACUGCCGUCGUCGACAGUCCGGUUACGCUGUCGUGGUCGACCAAGACGCGUCGGAUGCCUCGGCCAGCGGACAACCGCACCGCUACUGA